Messenger RNA from Lasiodiplodia theobromae, 720 nucleotides. Its product is annotated as Necrosis- and ethylene-inducing protein. The record is from RefSeq and is a predicted model, not a curated record. Lineage: Eukaryota; Fungi; Ascomycota; Dothideomycetes; Botryosphaeriales; Botryosphaeriaceae. The transcript is spliced from 2 exons. The coding region runs from base 1 to 720 and encodes 239 amino acids.
AUGUACAUGAACACCCUCGUUUCUGUCCUUGCCGCCGCUUCCUGCGCCGCGGCUGCUCCCCUGCAGCUUGAGGCACGCGGUACCGUUGCCCACGACUCCCUCAACCCGUGGCCGGAAGCCGUCCGCGCCGGCGUCGAGGGUGAGGCCAUCAAGCGCUUCGCGCCUCUGCUCCACAUCGCCCACGGCUGCCAGCCCUACACUGCCGUCAACGAGGCCGGUGACACCAGCGGUGGUCUCCAAGACACCGGCUCCUCGACCGGCGGCUGCCGCGACCAGAGCAAGGGCCAGACCUACGCCCGCGGCGUUCAGCACGGCGACCGCUACGCCAUCAUGUACGCGUGGUACUUCCCCAAGGACCAGCCCAGCUCCGGCGUCUCGGCCGGCGCCCACCGCCACGACUGGGAGAGCGUCGUCGUCUGGCUCGACAACGCCACCGACCAGAACAUGAUCGGCGCCGCCGCCUCCGGCCACGGCGGCUUCAAGACGACGACCACGCCGCAGAAGGAGGGCGACCGCGUCAUGGCCGAGUACUUCACCAACUUCCCCACCAACCACGAGCUGCAGUUCAAGACCAGCCCCGGCAAGACCUACCCCGUCCUCGACUGGGACGCCAUGACCGAUGCCGCCAGGACUGCCCUCCAGGAUACCGACUUCGGCAGCGCCAACGUGCCCUUCAAGAACGGAAACCUUGAGGCUAACCUCGACAAGGCCGCUGUUUAA